Messenger RNA from Brassicogethes aeneus, 2643 nucleotides. NCBI's taxonomy places the organism in Eukaryota, Metazoa, Arthropoda, Insecta, Coleoptera, Nitidulidae. The record is from the annotation of a GenBank genome assembly.
AUGUACCCUUAUUAUGAAUCAGAUUGGAGUGUUUUACCUCCUGAGGCCAACAGAAGAUUUAACCCAGCCUUUAACAUGGCCACAAUCAAACAAGUUGUUAAUGAGGCCAUCGAAAGAGUACGAAUGCCAACCCCGAUGCGACUUAGAGACCUAAUAAGGCAAAUAAGGGCAGCUCGCACAGCAGCCGAAGAGCGUAGUGUUGUUAAUAAGGAGUGUGCCUAUAUAAGAUCAACUUUUCGCGAAGAAGAUUCAGUGUGGAGAUGCAGAAACAUAGCCAAACUGCUGUACAUACAUAUGUUGGGAUUUCCGGCGCAUUUCGGUCAAUUAGAGUGUUUAAAGUUGAUUGCCAGUUCAAGAUUUACUGAUAAAAGAAUAGGGUAUUUGGGUGCUAUGUUGUUGUUGGAUGAGCGGCAGGAUGUACAUUUAUUAAUCACCAAUAGUCUUAAAAACGAUUUAAAUUCCACCACCCAAUUCGUGGUAGGGUUGGCGUUGUGCACAUUAGGUGCCAUAGCCUCCCCCGAGAUGGCGAGAGAUCUAGCGGGCGAAGUCGAGAGGCUCAUGAAGUCACCUAAUGCCUACAUAAGGAAAAAAGCGGCCCUGUGCGCCUUCCGAAUAAUCAAACGGGUUCCCGAACUGAUGGAAAUAUUUUUGCCGGCGACCAGGAGUUUUCUCUCCGAAAAGAAUCACGGCGUGUUAAUUACAGGAGUGACGUUGAUAACGGAAAUGUGCGAAAAUAGUCCGGAUACUUUAAACCACUUCAAGAAGAUUGUGCCAAACCUUGUGCGCAUCUUGAAAAAUCUUAUAAUGGCUGGUUAUUCGCCGGAGCACGAUGUAUCAGGAGUCAGCGAUCCCUUUUUACAAGUAAAAAUUCUUAAAUUAUUACGCGUCUUGGGUGUUAAUGACGUGGACGCCUCUGAAGCAAUGAACGACAUUUUAGCACAAGUAGCAACCAAUACGGAAACCAGUAAAAAUGUUGGCAAUACAAUUUUGUAUGAGACAGUGUUGUCUAUUAUGGACAUUAAAUCAGAAGGAGGAUUAAGGGUGUUGGCCGUAAACAUCCUGGGCAGAUUCCUACUAAACAACGACAAAAACAUCCGCUACGUGGCGCUGAACACGCUGCUGCGCACCGUGCACGUGGACACCACCGCCGUCCAGCGGCACCGCUCCACCAUCCUGGAGUGCCUCAAGGACCCGGACGUGUCGAUACGGCGGCGCGCGAUGGAGCUGUCGUUCGCGCUCGUCAACUCGCAGAACGUGCGCACGAUGAUCAAGGAGCUGCUGAGCUUCCUCGAGAAGUCCGACGCUGAGUUCAAGGCGCAGUGCUCGUCGAGCAUCGUGUUCAGCGCCGAGAAGUACGCGCCGAACACGAGGUGGCACUUGGACGCGCUGCUGAAGGUGCUAGUCGCCGCCGGCAACUAUCUGCGCGACGACGUGAUCGUCUCCACCAUACAGCUGAUAUCGGAGAGCUCCACUCACCAAGCCUACAUGACGCUGCAGCUCUACAAAGCGUUGUCGGAGGAUUUCGUCAACAGGCAGCCGUUGACUCAGGUUGCCGUGUGGGCCAUAGGGGAGUACGGCGAUCUCCUGCUGCAAGCCCAUCUGGACGACGAUCCCAAUUACAGGGCGCCCACGGAAGACGAAGUGCUGGAUUUGUACCAAAAACUGCUGUGGUCGCCGCAAAACACCGUUGCCACGAGGCAGUACGCCCUUAUGUCGUUGACGAAGCUCAGCACCAGGUUCACCAGUACCAUCAAUAAAAUUCAGCAGAUCAUCAGUUCGUUCUGCUCGAGUUUGCACAUAGAGUUGCAGCAAAGGGGCGUCGAGUAUUCGCAACUUUUCGGCAAAUAUUCUCAUUUGAGGCCGGCGCUCCUGGAAAAAAUGCCUCCGAUGGAGGUUAUCAGGCAGCCUGGCGAUAACAACACCAACGGCGACUUGUUGGAAGAGCCUCUAUCGACGGAGAGCAGUCCGCAACGUAUUGUAAAUAACGAAUCGAACGCAUUGUUAGACCUGCUGGGCGACUCGGACGGCCUCGACCUUGACAUAAUCAAACCCGCGAACACUGUGACGUCGCCGCCCGCGACCAUAUCCAACAACCAAGACCUGCUGGAUCUGCUGGGCCUCGACCCGCUGCCGACGACGGCGCUGGCAGAACCGACCGCCACGACGACGACGACGAUCGAGAACAACAACGGCAUAAGCAACAACAUGCUGCCGAUGACGAUGAACCAGCAGAUCAACUCGAACUUCUUGUCGGGCGAUUUGUUCGCGACGGCGGUAGCGAACGAGGACCUGCCCGCGCUGACGGCGUUCGACAAGGACGGGCUCAAAGUGGUCUUCGCGCUCGAAAAGGCGCCCGACGCCGUCAACUCCAUCACGGUGAACGUCACGGCCACCAACAACACCGUAUCGAGCAUGACUGAGUUUCUGUUCCAAGCAGCUGUUCCUAGGACAUUCCAAUUACAAAUGUUAUCGCCAAGUGGAACGACGAUGCCGCCUAACGGUCAAGUAACCCAAGUAUUAAGAGUGACGAAUCCCAGCAAAAAUGCUUUGAGGAUGAGACUUCGACUAUCCUACACAAUAGAUGGCAACCCUGUGCAGGAGCAAACAGAGGUUAAUAAUUUUCCAUCGGAAAUCUGGGAUUGA